GGAGGACGCACUGAGGAGGGGCCUGUUCUUCCUCCACAGCCGAUUGGGUGGGCUUAUGUAGGGAGGAAAGGGGUCCCGGGGUCAUCUACAGUGGUAGGAUGGCGGGGGUGAAUGGAGACCGUAAGGGGAAGAAAGAUGACAAUGGGAUCGGCACAGCCAUUGACUUCAUGCUGUCCAAUGCCAAGCUUGUGCUGGGAGUGGGAGGAGCAGCCAUGCUCGGCAUUGCAACGCUCGCUGUCAAAAGAAUGUACGACCGUGCCAUCAGUGCUCCCACCAGCCCCACCAAGCUCGAGCCCACGGGAAAGAGAAGCUGGGAGGAGCCGGCCUGGAUGGGUUCGUCACCGCGGGUCCUGAGCCGUGACAUGAAGUCCACAGUCAGCAGGUCUCUCCAGACUCUGCCCACUUCCUCACAUGCUUUUGAACCAGACAGCCUAUCUGGAGGAUUCUUGCUCUUCCUUUACCACUGCCUGCGUCGGGCUGUGGGUCGAGCUGCUGUGGGAGGAAGUGGCGCCACUCAAUCGGACCUGCAGCGGGCCCGAAAGCGUCUGUCCCUGCAGGAACACCUGUGGGAGUUCUACCAGAAUAAUGUGAACAUCCCUUCUGAGGAGCAGGCUGUGGCAAGGAGGGCAGCGCUGGACAUCUGUGCCGAACUCCGAGUGUUCCUCCGUGCCAAGCUGCCCGACAUGCCUCUCAGAGAGAUGUACCUGAGUGGCAGUCUGUAUGACGACCUGCAGGUGGUGACGGCGGACCACGCCCAGCUCAUGGUGCCUCUCAUCUUGGAGAAGAACCUGUGGUCGUCCAUCCCCGGGGAGGACACCAUCAUGAAUGUUCCAGGUUUCUGGCUCAUCCGCAGGGAGAACUUGGAGUAUUUCCCACGGAACAGCAGCUACUGGGACCGCUGCAUGGUCGGAGGCUACCUCUCCCCGAAAUCAGUCCUCGAGGUCUUCGACAAGCUCGUGGCCGGCUCCAUCAACUGGCCGGCGAUCGGGACCGUCCUCGACUACAUCAUCCGUCCCGUGGUUCCCUCCGAAACACUGACCCUGGAGGUGCAGUACGAGACGGACCGGCGACUGUACGUGGACUUCCUCCCGCUGCUCGUGAUGGAGGACGGCACCUCGCUGAUCGCCAAGCCCCACCGGCUCGCCGCGGAGCGCCACGAAAACCUGUGGCGGCAGAGCUUCCGCGUGCCCGAGACGGCGCGACUCAGGGCCCUGGACCAGGAGGACGGAGGCUGCCGCUGCGCCUGCCUGAAGCUGGCGAAGGCCGUGUGCAAGCUCAACCCCGCCCUGAACCGGCUCAACGCCAGCCAGCUCACCAACGCCAUCCUGUUGCUUUGCGAAAAAGAGGGCGACUGGACCCAGGAGGCGCUGGCCGACCGGUUCCUGCAGCUGCAGCGAGCGCUGGUGGGACAUCUCGAGGCGGGGAGGCUGCCGUGUGCCCUCAGCCCGAAGGUUAACUUGUUCUGUGAACUGACUGAACAGGAGGUGGACGAGCUGGGGUACACGCUCUACUGCGCCCUCUCGGAACCCGAAGAGCUGCUGAGAACUGCGGCGGCCCAGCCGCCCCCCCGCCCCUGACGCCCUCGUCCGAGAACGCCACGACGCGGCAGCGGGGCGGCGACACGUCGGCCACGGUUUAGUGGGCAGUGGUGACCUCGAGCCAGAUUACGGUUCCUGUAAUAAACGACAGCAUGGCCUCAUC
This is a messenger RNA of Pseudoliparis swirei, 1701 nucleotides long. It is a transcript of the gene mief1, whose product is annotated as mitochondrial elongation factor 1. Gene Ontology annotation, biological process: positive regulation of mitochondrial fission; mitochondrion organization. The coding region runs from base 99 to 1577 and encodes 492 amino acids. The record is from RefSeq and is a predicted model, not a curated record. The transcript has 6 exons. Gene Ontology annotation, cellular component: mitochondrial outer membrane. NCBI's taxonomy places the organism in Eukaryota, Metazoa, Chordata, Actinopteri, Perciformes, Liparidae.